This is a messenger RNA of Vanessa tameamea, 949 nucleotides long. RefSeq names its product peritrophin-1-like (gene IIM1). The coding region runs from base 16 to 846 and encodes 276 amino acids. The record is from RefSeq and is a predicted model, not a curated record. Gene Ontology annotation, cellular component: extracellular region. Gene Ontology annotation, molecular function: chitin binding. NCBI's taxonomy places the organism in Eukaryota, Metazoa, Arthropoda, Insecta, Lepidoptera, Nymphalidae. The transcript has 3 exons.
AAAUUCAAAACAAACAUGAGAGCUCUAGUAGCCGUUUUAUUUAUGGCUGUUGCCAUUGCAAAUGGCGCAGAUGACCAGUGUCCACCUGAACAAGGCGACGACUGGACCAUUGAAAAGCUUCUCCGGCACGAAAACUGUAAUAAAUUUUACAAGUGUACUUUCGGAAAACCUGUAGCUAUGGAGUGCCCAGCUGAUCUGUACUUCAAUUUAGAAACUUGGCAAUGUGACUGGCAAUCAAAUGUAGACUGUACCGGCAGGAUUGUGCCCGAUGAAACUACAACAAGCAGGCCAAUAACAUCAACCACAACAAAAGCUCCAACCACAACCACAUCUACUACCACAACGACACCAACACCAACGACUACAACAACAACGACACCAAAACCAACCACUACUACAACAACGACUACAACAACAACGACACCAAGACCAACGACUACAACAACAACGACACCAAGACCAACCACUACUACAACAACGACACAACAACCAACCACUACUACAACAACGACACAACGACCAACCACUACAACAACAACGACAGCAAGACCAACGACUACUACGACAACGACAGCGAGACCAUCUACAACUACGAACUCACCCUAUCCUGAUCUGAAUGCAAAUGGAUGUCCAGUUGAUCCCCACAUUCAUUGGCUACUUCCUCACGAGCAAAAUUGCAAUCAAUUUUAUUACUGUGUGUGGGGUAAGAAAGUGCUGAGAAGUUGUCCCAGUACGCUCCACUUUAACAGGAGAAUUCAGGUAUGUGAUUGGCCACAAAAUGCCGGCUGCGCUGUUUCCUUUAGCAAACACCUGGACAGUAGGAGAGAUUUGAUAGCCAGCUUGUAAAUGAUCACACGAAAGGAAAUAAGCUCUACAUUGGAUUAGAUUUAUGAACAAAAGUAUUAUUGUAUGUGAUUUAUAAGGAUUAAAAUAUAUUUUACAACUUCUA